Aplosporella prunicola CBS 121167 is the source of this 2339-nucleotide messenger RNA. RefSeq lists its product as uncharacterized. NCBI's taxonomy places the organism in Eukaryota, Fungi, Ascomycota, Dothideomycetes, Botryosphaeriales, Aplosporellaceae. The transcript has 3 exons. The coding region runs from base 411 to 2081 and encodes 556 amino acids. The record is from RefSeq and is a predicted model, not a curated record. Gene Ontology annotation, molecular function: phosphatase activity. Gene Ontology annotation, biological process: dephosphorylation.
CAUACCUGUUGCCCGGAACAUCACCACUCACGGCAGGAGCUUGUCUCGGUGCGCAGCAGCCGCAUCCGCGGUUUCGAUGGCAGGAAUUGGUGCAUCCAACUCGACUCCUUGAUUUGUCUUUGGCUUCUUCCUGACACCCACCUUCUCCACCUCACUGAGCACCUAAGGCGCGCCAAUGAGAACCUACCUUCUCUGCACAUGUUUCCCUACAACCUUGUCAUCCAGCAUCUCACAGAGGGUACGCGACUAUUCUACAUCGGUCCAAAGUCAGCCGAUAUCCAAUCAGGUUACCUAUUCGAAGAGUAGCACGAAAUUGCCCUGGUUUUGAAACCCUGACUGGUCGGAAAAACUUGGUCUCUAGAAAAUUACCCAGAGAUAAGUUUCUGUACCCACUCUACUUUGCCGUAACCAUGGCGCAAGAAGGAGAAAUAGGACAUGAGUGGGGCGCCGCGCUGCAACCCCGCCGCAACAUCAACUAUGUCUCCAGCACUUUCGCCACAGCCAUCUCCUUUGGCCUCUUGCUCUGGAUCCUCGGAAGCCUGACUAGUACUGAAAACAAACAUCCUCUCACUUGGCCCAAGAUCAUAACAUCGGAAAAACCAAGCAUGGCGACUUCACUAAACUCAUCGGUCGAAGGAUGGCAUCCUCCCAAUUCAACGUGGAUCAAUGACUUGUCGAAAGCGAUCAACGGCACUGGCGUGCACGGGUUUGUCUUUAAUGGCUCUGAGCUCCCAGAAGGGACGCCCUACGGGAUGUACAACUGGUGCAAUAUGCCGCAUGUGAGGGCCGAGGAAUACCCAAAAGCUUCGGAUGAGUACCAGCUUGAAUAUGUGGAAGUGAUCCAUCGCCAUCACAAACGCACCCCUUACGCUGCCAACACUUUCCCGCAUGAGACCUAUAUCUGGAACUGCAACUCUAGCAGCCUUUUUUACUAUGGGUCACCCGCAGCACCCGAUGGAAAUAUCACUGCACAAACCUACUGGGACGUCUACAUAUCAGCAUCCAAUCCUCUUGCACCCACGGGCUUCAACGGCACCUGCCAAUUCCCUCAGAUUACCGGCUCCGGCCUCAAUGAUGCCUGGCAACAUGGCCGCGACUUGGGCUCCGUAUACGGCGGAUUGCUGCACUUCUUACCUGAAAUACCAGCAACCGAUGGCUGGGGCCGCAAAGUCGAGUUCCGAGUCACGAACAAUAUCAUCACGUCGCAGGUCGCUGGGAUGGUGAUCUCAGGAAUAUACCCAGACGCAGCAGCGCAUAGCUUCCCGCUGAAAAUCCAACCCGAUUCCGUCGACAGCCUUGAGCCAGGCUACACCUGUCCCGCCGCAGCGGCUCUCUAUGCCACCUACGGUAUCGGAAGCCGCGAUCCCGCCUGGCUCGAGCACCUCAGCGCCUCAGACCCGCUCUUCAAAACCCUCGACCGCAUCUCCGGUAUCCCCAGCGCCGAGAAAGACUGGCACCAGUCCUUCGACCACUACUACGACAACCUCUCCGCGCGCCUCUGCCACCAGAAACCACUCCCCUGCAACGACAGCCUCUCUGACGCCACGACCACUAGCUCGACUUGCAUCCCCCAGUUCUUAGCCAACACGGUAUUCCGCCUCGGCCAACUCGAGUACUCCCGUCUCUACCGCGAUGAUCCUGCCUCUCUCGCCGCUGCCGUAGCAAGUUACGGCAUUUGGCUCGCGGAACUUGCACAGAACUUGCGCGAUGCUGCUGCGGGCACCAGUGACGUCGUCUACAGACACAAUGUCGCACACGACGGAUCACUGUCGCGCCUGCUGGCGGUGUUGCAGGUGGACGUCAUGGUGUGGCCAGGCAUGGGGAGCGAGGUUGUAUUUGAGCUGUUUUCACGAAAAGCACAACAGGAUCAGGGCCGCGCGGAUGCGCGAGCAGCGGAGGAUACGGAUGUGGAAAAGGGGAAGUCCUUUGUUCGUGUGCUUUGGGGUGGCAGGGUGCUGAGGAGCUCGCAUCCGGUGUUGGGGCGGAUGGAUAUGGUGGCUUUGGAGACACUGCUGGAGUAUUUUGAUGGGUUGGUGGGCGUGGGCGCGGAGAGGGUGCCCGGACUGUGUGGGUUGAGUUGAGUUGGGGUGGGGAAUGCAGGAUGGAGGUGUUAGAGGCGUGGGAGAGGACGGUUUCGGAAACCCGUUCUUUGUUGGAAGGGCGGGACUGGUUCAUAUUCGGUACUCAAAAAAGAAAUAUGCUUAUACGAUGUGUAAAGGUAAAGUAAAAUCCCUUCCGACGCUUUUGCCUACUUCGGUAUAUGACUUGCUUUUUCAUCCCUUCGACUUUUUGUCUUUGUACCCACGUGGUAUACCCGUACACUCCUGACUAUCCGCACC